This is a messenger RNA of Momordica charantia (bitter melon), 733 nucleotides long. RefSeq lists its product as uncharacterized. NCBI's taxonomy places the organism in Eukaryota, Viridiplantae, Streptophyta, Magnoliopsida, Cucurbitales, Cucurbitaceae. Gene Ontology annotation, cellular component: nucleolus. The record is from RefSeq and is a predicted model, not a curated record.
UUUAUGUUUGCAGAUUUCGACGAGUUUCCAGAGCCUUCGCUCGAACCAGUUCUCAAGAUCGUAAUCGGAACGAUGUCGGAGUACGAGAAUGUGGUGGUGGGGAAGUUAAGGCUGAAGGGGAAGGCCUUGGGCGUUAAAGGAGGCGGGAUCGGAAAGAAAAAGAAGCCGAAGAAGCAAUUUGGCAAUUUUUCUCAACCUGUGAGAGAAGACGAUUCCUCAGCAGGAAGGAACCGCACUUCAUUGGUUGAUUGUUCUAAAGAGAGCAUGAACAAUACCGAUACCAAUGGAAGCAAAGGGCAGUAUGCUACAUACGACGAUUCGUUGACACCUGCCGAGAGGCGAUAUCUUCAGCAAUGGGAGAAGAUUGAUCUUCGAAGAAUGGCCGAGAUGGCCAGCAAAUCUCACCGGGGUCGGAUUCACGAGUUCAAUCAAUAUCUGGGCAAUCUGAGUGAGCACCAUGAUAUUCCUAAAGUUGGACCUGGCUAACUCAAUUUACUGUAUUCUUUUCUUGUUAUCACUCAGCAAAAUUUACCAUUGCUUGGGAUUUUAUGGAAACUAAAAUUUUCUUCAGUGGAAAUGAUUGGCAAGUGCCCUGCCUUUUUAGCUUAUUUUUGGGUCUUAUUUGAGUUCCCAAUUCAUAAGAUGACUUCUCAGAUGGAUGGGGAGUUAUUGUACAAACUUCCUCUUUGCUUUUGCUUUAUUUCAUUGGAUCACACGCUUUCCUUUUCUUUAA